Molecule: messenger RNA, 2092 nt
Organism: Globicephala melas (long-finned pilot whale)
Lineage: Eukaryota; Metazoa; Chordata; Mammalia; Artiodactyla; Delphinidae
Gene: PDCD10
Product: programmed cell death 10
Biological process (GO): positive regulation of MAP kinase activity; regulation of Golgi organization
Cellular component (GO): FAR/SIP/STRIPAK complex
Molecular function (GO): protein kinase binding
Source: RefSeq, a predicted model, not a curated record
CUUGGUACCUUCGCGCUCCCCGCACUUCUGCAGCUGCUCUGCCGCUUCCCUUCCCCGGGGACCCCUCUCCCUUCACGCAGUGGCCUGACGCCUACAGCAGCCUCCCGCCCCGUCCGGGCACCUCCGCGAGGAGCCCAGGCUCAACCUAUCCCUGCCUGAGCCGCAGGUCUCGCCGCUCGGUGUGCCUGGUGCUUGGCCGCUUUCGGGGAAACUGCUCCUCCAGCCAGGGUGAAUCCUCACACCGCGCCCUCCCUCCAUCCUGCCUAUUAUUCCCGCGGCUUCCUCUCCGCCCGCGCAGCUCGACCGCCCCACGUUCCCCACUUGGAGUUCUCCCCCCGCCCCGCUUCCUUCCUCGGCUCCGCUAGCCCGCCCCCACAAUGGGUGAGUCGCCUGCCGGGCCGACCCUGCAUCUUGAUUGGCGCAGGUGAGAGCUGACCCCUCCCUUCCUCUUCUUUCCGUGCACCCUCUCUCUUUUUCUCACCGCCUCCCGCACAGACAGGGAACUCUCCUACUAUUGGCUAAAAGUGUCCCCACCCAUCGCCUAAGGCUCCACCGCAUGGCUUGACGGGAAUUGUAGUCUUGCAUGUGCAGGAAUUGCCGACAACACCGGCGAAUGGGACUACGAGUCCCCAUAGGCCCCUGCGCGACUCCGGCAGGGCAGGAUUCCGGACAACGCCUGGUUCCUCUCGGGUCCUUCCGGCGUCGCCGGAGUGAAUUGAUCUGGGAGUUGAAGAGGGCUCCAAAGGUGGCAAGUGAAGUCAUUGCCUCAGUUGCCGGUCAGCAUAUGUUUUGUGCCCUGUUCUUUUAUCACAAAAAAGAGAAGAAAGGCUGCAGUGAAUGAAGAUUCCUCUGCAUUUUAGCACUGCUUUUUCUACUGUAGUUGGCUUUUGAAUGAGGAUGACAAUGGAAGAGAUGAAGAAUGAAGCUGAGACCACUUCCAUGGUUUCUAUGCCCCUCUAUGCAGUCAUGUAUCCUGUGUUUAAUGAGCUAGAACGAGUAAAUCUGUCUGCAGCUCAGACACUGAGAGCGGCUUUCAUUAAGGCUGAAAAAGAAAAUCCAGGACUCACACAAGACAUCAUUAUGAAAAUUUUAGAGAAAAAAAGUGUAGAAGUCAACUUCACAGAGUCUCUUCUUCGAAUGGCAGCUGAUGAUGUAGAAGAGUAUAUGAUUGAACGACCGGAGCCAGAAUUCCAGGACCUAAACGAAAAGGCACGAGCACUUAAACAAAUUCUCAGUAAGAUCCCAGAUGAGAUCAAUGACAGAGUGAGGUUUCUGCAGACAAUCAAGGAUAUAGCUAGCGCAAUAAAAGAACUUCUUGAUACAGUGAACAGUGUCUUCAAGAAAUAUCAAUACCAGAACCGCAGGGCACUUGAACACCAAAAGAAAGAAUUUGUAAAGUACUCCAAAAGUUUCAGUGAUACUCUGAAAACCUAUUUUAAAGAUGGCAAGGCAAUAAAUGUGUUCAUAAGUGCCAACCGACUAAUUCAUCAAACCAACUUGAUACUUCAGACCUUCAAAACUGUGGCCUGAAAGUUGUAUAUGUUAAGAGAUGUACUUCUCAGUGGCAGUAUUGGACUGCCUUUAUCUGUAAAUUUAAAAGUUUGACUGUAUAAAUUAUCAGUCCCUCCUGAAGGGAUCUAAUAAUCCAGGAUGUUGAAUGGGAUUAUUGCCAUCUUACACCAUAUUUUUGUAAAAUGUAGCUUAAUCAUAAUCUCACACUGAAGAUUUUGCAUCACUUUUGCUAUUAUCAUUCUUUUAAGAAUUAUAAGCCAAAAGAAUUUACGCCUUAAUGUGUCAUUAUAUAACAUUCCUUAAAAGAAUUGUAAAUAUUGGUGUUUGUUUCUGACAUUUUAACUUGAAAGCGAUAUGCUGCAAGAUAAUGUAUUUAACAAUAUUUGGUGGCAAAUAUUCAAUAAAUAGUUUACAUCUGUUAAACAUUUCUUUACUUGAAAAAAUGCAUAUAUAUAUGUGAAUAUAUAUAUGAUCAAAAGACCAAGACGACUUGGUGUAAUGUGUAAAGAACUUCUAACGGGAGCUUAUUAGCAGUUUAUCAGAUAAUAAAGCAACAAGAAUUCCUAUUUUUUUUGUCCUU